AUGAUAGUUUUUCUUGCAUUCUUAGUCGUAGUCUUGUCCAGUUCUUUCAAUCUGGUCGUGGUUACUUCUUUGAAUGAAGAGGGCUUAGCUCUUCUUGCACUCAAGAGCUCCAUUAAAGAGGACCCUGAAGGUUCACUCACUAACUGGAACUAUUCAGACGAAAACCCAUGUUCUUGGAAUGGCAUCACAUGUACAGCACAAAAAGUUGUUUCUAUUAGCAUUCCUAAAAAGAAACUAUCUGGGUCUCUGUCAAACGCUCUUGGAUCUUUAACUGAGCUACGGCAUGUCAAUUUGAGGAGCAAUAAGCUCUCUGGUAACUUGCCCCCUGAGCUUUUCAAGACCCAAGGGCUUCAAAGUUUGGUUCUUUAUGAGAAUUCAUUUACUGGGCCUUUGCCGUCUGAGGUUGGCAACCUUGAGUACCUUCAAACCCUAGAUUUAUCUCAGAAUUUCUUUGACGGGUCCUUGCCCCCGUCAUUGCUUCAGUGCAGAAGGUUGCGGAAUCUCUAUUUUAGCCAUAACAAUUUUAGUGGUUCUCUGCCUAGUGGGCUCGGGAAGAACUUGACAAUGUUAGAAAAACUUGAUCUUUCAUAUAAUGGUUUUAGUGGUGUCAUUCCUGGUGAUUUGGGCUAUCUGUCUAAUCUACAAGGAACUCUUGACUUGUCCCAUAACGCGUUUAACGGUUCGAUUCCAGCCAGUCUUGGCAACCUCCCGGAAAAAGUUUACAUCGACCUUACCUACAAUAAUUUGAGCGGUCCCAUUCCUCAAAAUGGUGCCUUAGUGAACAGAGGGCCCACGGCCUUCAUCGGGAACCCUGGUCUCUGUGGGCCCCCUCUGAAAAAGCUCUGCUCGUCCGGCAAUGAGGCAUCUUCCCCUUCCUCAUUCCCUUACUUACCGAGCAAUUACCCGACGGGGCACGACACUGGGGCUAACAGCCGGCGUGGGCUGAGUAAAGCAGCUCUAAUAGCCAUUAUCACCGGAGACGUGAUUGGGAUUUUCGUGAUCGGGUUGCUUUUCUCGUAUUGUUACUCGAGGUUUUGUAGGAAAAAGGAGGGAGAAAAUGAGUACGGGCUUGAGAAGGGAGGAAAUAAAGGUAGAAAGGAUUGUUUGUGUUUCGGGAAGGAGGAGUCGGAGAACCUAUCUGAACAUGUGGAGCAGUAUGAUUUGGUGGUUUUAGAUGGGCAGGUUAGGUUCGACUUGGACGAGCUUCUCAAGGCUUCGGCUUUUGUGCUCGGGAAGAGCGAAAUCGGGAUUGUGUACAGGGUCGUGCUUGAAGACGGGCUCACGUUAGCAGUUAGGAGGCUUGGGGAAGGGGGGUCACAGAGGUUUAAGGAAUUCCAGACGGAGGUCGAGGCCAUUGGGAAGCUGAGGCAUCCUAAUGUGGUGACUUUGAGAGCAUACUAUUGGUCGGUCGAUGAAAAGCUUCUGAUUUAUGAUUUCGUGCCCAAUGGGAAUCUUGGAACUGCCAUUCAUGGAAAACCGGGAUCGGCAGAAUUCAUUCCACUCUCAUGGCCCGUCCGGUUAAAAAUAAUGAAAGGAAUUGCCAAGGGCCUGCUCUACCUCCAUGAGUACAGCCCGAAAAAAUAUGUCCAUGGGGACCUUAAACCGUCCAACAUUCUCCUUGGGCAGGGCAUGGAAGCCAAGAUCUCCGACUUUGGGCUUGGUCGCCUAGCCAACAUAACCGGUGGGCCUCACUCCACCCAUUCCAGUCGGACGGUCCCUGACAGGCCCCAGGAAGCCUCGCCGUUUGGGCUGGGCCCCAAUCUCGGCCCAUGCUACCAGGCGCCCGAGGCCCUGAAAGCCGUGAAGCCAUCCCAGAAGUGGGAUGUCUACUCAUACGGGGUGAUCCUGCUCGAGAUGAUCACGGGCCGCCCCCCACUCGUCCGAGCUAGGGACUCGGAGGUUGAUCUCGUCCGUUGGAUGCAUAUGUGCAUUGAAGAAAAGAAGCCCGUUUGUGAAGUGUUGGACCCGAACCUGGCCCAAGAUGCCGACAAGGAAGAGGAGAUGAUUGCGGUUUUGAAAAUUGCGAUGGCAUGCACGAAUGCUGGGCCAGAAAAACGGCCCUCGAUGAGGAACGUGGCGGAUGCUUUGGAGAGAUUGCCUGUUUCAGAUUGA
This is a messenger RNA of Striga hermonthica, 2112 nucleotides long. The record is from the annotation of a GenBank genome assembly. NCBI's taxonomy places the organism in Eukaryota, Viridiplantae, Streptophyta, Magnoliopsida, Lamiales, Orobanchaceae.